Messenger RNA from Propithecus coquereli (Coquerel's sifaka), 2247 nucleotides. It is a transcript of the gene FAM234B, whose product is annotated as KIAA1467 ortholog. The record is from RefSeq and is a predicted model, not a curated record. Lineage: Eukaryota; Metazoa; Chordata; Mammalia; Primates; Indriidae. The transcript is spliced from 13 exons. Bases 33 to 1904 code for a protein of 623 amino acids. Gene Ontology annotation, molecular function: protein binding.
CGGGCGCGCGCACGCGCAUCGGGGCCUCCACCAUGGCGACCGUGCUGUCCAGGGCGCUCAAGCUCCCGGGGAAGAAGAGCCCAGACCUGGGGGAGUACGAUCCCCUCACCCAGGCUGACAGCGACGAGAGCGAAGAUGAUCUUGUGCUCAACUUGCAGCAGAAGAACGGAGGGCUCAAAAACGGGAAGAGUCCUCUGGGAGAAGUGCCGGAGCCUGACUCAGAUGCCGAGGCCGCAGGGGCUGCAAAGCCACACCUUUCGGAAGUCACCACAGAGGGCUACCCCUCGGAACCCCCGGGAGGCCUGGAGCAGAAGGCGACCUCUUCCCUGGUGUCGUACGUGCGCACAUCUGUCUUCCUGCUGACUCUGGGCAUCUCAAUGAUCCUGGUGCUCCUGUGUGCUUUCCUGAUCCCCUGUCCUCCCAGAGACCUGCACAGCACCUGGAGCCGCCACCUGGGCUCCCAGGGAGGUGGCGACCUGUCUCCACUGGAACUGGCUGAUGUGAAUGGAGACGGCCUGCGUGACGUGCUUCUCUCCUUUGUGACAUCGAGGAAUGGGAGCGCAGUAGGUGUCUCAGGACCAGCUGCUAAUCUUAUGUGCCUUUCGGGGAUGAAUGGCAGCACCCUGUGGUCGAGUCCCCUCCCCGAGGAGGCCCGAGAUAUCACGUGCUUGGACCUGGUGCCAGGAGGUUCGGCUGGAACCGUCUGCCUGGUGACAGGAACUCACAAGAUGCUCAGCGCAUUCAAUGCGACGUCAGGGAAAGCCAUUUGGACUUUAAACUCAAACUACUUGUCCAACGGCACCUUGGCUGCCCCGGUCGUGGUGUUGCCAGACUUGGAUGAAGAUGGCGUUAGAGAUCUUGUGGUUCUGGCCAUUGGAGAAUUGCAGCCGGAUCUGUGCUUUCUGCUGGUGUCUGGCCAGACAGGAAGUCCACUGGGCCGACCUGUGAAGUACAACAUCGUGGGCGUUGGGAAUCUGAUUGGUCCCCAGGUUUACAUCACCACAAAUGGGGCUGUCUACAUCCUGUUUGGCUUUGGAAAUAUACAAGCUGUCGCCCUGCGGGACAUUUUUGUUCAGGCCCAAAAUCGAGACAGCUCACCACCUUCUCUGCAGAUAGAAGAGCCAGAAUGGGAGAAGCGAAGAUCCAUCAACCUGUCUGAGCUCAUUGACGUGUACAGUGAUGGUGUCGAGCUGCUCCAGAUGGUGAAGGCACCAGAUUCCAACUGCAGCAACCUUCUGAUUACAACCAGACAAGGCCUCGUCCUGCUCCGGGGGCAAAAUCUUACACCCUACUGGACAUUGAGCCUUCAAGGCCUGCACAGCCAGCCUACGCCUGGGUAUUUCACGGAUGAUCACAGGUUAGACUUCCUUCUGCAGAUACAGGAUGGAGUUGGGAUGAAAAAGAUGAUGGUGGUGGAUGGUGAAUCUGGCUCCAUGGUUUGGAGUUACAGUGUUCCGUGUCACAUGAAAGAAACGCCAGCCACUUCAGCAGUUACCUCAGACCAGAAGUCUGUCUUCCUCUUCUGGGCGGAGGGGCUGUCAGCUGCAUCUCCCAACUCCGAUGCUGUCCUAGGCACGGAGCCAUCCAGCCUUUACCAUCUGUACCUCCUGCAUCCAGCCUUCCCCUCCAUGCUCCUGGAUCUGGCCAACACCACGGGCACAGUGACGGCUUCACAGGUUGGAAUUAACGACCUCUGGAAAGAUGCCUUUUAUGUUACCAGGACAACAGGACCAAGCUCCGAAGGCCAUCCAGCAACCCUGGUGGUCAGCAAGCUUAGUCUGCGGUGGGCACUGAUGGAGGGCCAGGUGGCCCAGCUACGGGAGACCACCCCCAAAAUUGGCCGUGGGGAGUUGCGGAGAUUCCUCUCUAGGAUAAAGUUUGUUGAUGCUCCCUGUGAGAUCUAGUCUGAUGGAAUCUUCAGUUUCAGAAGAUGUGAACAGAAUGGAGACCCUCUCUCUCCUGUCGGUGUAUAAUCAGUUCUCUGGAGAGAAGGAAGAGUGUUCUAGCCUCAUGUUACCACCUCCACCCGACUGUUGCAGAGCACUUUGGAGUUCUUUGAUAACAGCAUGAUCCAUUCGGCUGGGCAUCUUACCUACUACCUUGUCAAUCCCCGCAUUAACUCCCUCUAGGAACCGUGUAUGGAUAGUUUGGAAAUGUGAAUCUUAUAAGUGUUUUAUUUUUUUGUGUGUCUAAUUUAUAAACUCUUGCUGGGAAAUCCAGUGAAGUCUACGAGUAGGAAACCUCUUG